CCAAAAUACACUACAUAUAUUUAGUUCAAGUAAAUUGCUUUGGCAAUUGUUCCGCCCUCUAUAUUAUUAAUAGAGUUAAAAAUUCAUUCAUCCGCUUUAUAUCGUUUGCAUAUGAUUAUACUUAUAGUUUCCUAGUGGAUAUUUUCUCAUAAACGAUUUCUCGCUUAUUGUAUUAUAUUAUCUUCAUCGAAAUGACGGAGUCAUCAAAAUGCUUAAAAGUAAAAAAGAAAUUCUUGGAUGCCCUUCAUGUCACAAGUAUGAAAAGUAUUCCAAGAAUCGUUAAAACAAGAAAUUCGUGUAUUAUGUCAAUGUGGAUUGUUGUUACAAUUCUGGUUAUUGGCAUUGCUUGUUACCAUAGUCAUAAUCUAAUAUCUGGCUACUUGGAAUAUGGAGUUUUUACCCGCAUUGAAGAAUCUCAUAAGAUUAUGAAGAGCAAUGAAUAUUUUCCAGCUGUAACUCUUUGUUCUCUGUCUCCUUUUAAAGAAUCAUCACAAACUAACUUUCCGACAUAUCAAGAUUUCUAUAAUCUCUUAAUGAAAAGACUUGAAGAGAGAAGCUUACAGAAUAAAACUCUCAAUGCCCAGCAAAUAGCCUAUUUAACUCAUAUUGCUACAUACUUUGACUGGUUAGGCAGGAAUAGAGCCAAAGAAAUAGGUCACGAGCCGUCAGUUUUACUUCUAAGUUGUAAAAUUACUAUGGCAGGAUUUGAAUCAUCCUCGAUUCCUUGUAAAGACUAUUCAAACAUUACGAUUGUUCAGAGUCCAACUAUGUUCAAUUGUUUAAAUAUUAAAUUUUAUAUUCCCUACGUUUUUAAUACCAUAAUUGAUAAAGUUAUACUAACAUUGUAUUUGGGUGAGAUGCCCCAAGAUUUCAAGUUUUACAAGGACAGAAAUGGAGUUUUAGGAGGUGAGGGUAUUAAACUUUUAGUUCACGAUAGGAACGAAGUAUCACCAAGAAUUCAAGACAUGGGCCUAAUAAUACCUAAAGGCAGCGAAGCUUUCGUUAUUACUCAACCAAUUUUAAGAAUAAGAAAGUCCACCCCUUAUACUGAUUGCGUUAGCGAGAAGGAUGUUACAUAUAACUACGACGGCGAUGAAGUAGACGCUUCUGCAAUAGCUCAUUGCGUAACAAAAACAUGGCAAAGUAUAGCUAUAAAUCUUUUUAACUGUACAUUAAGCGAAGUAGCUCUAGUGCCCAAAUUAGAAAAUUUGAAUCUAAAAAGAUGCAAGUACUUAUCACCAGACAUAAAUAUGAAUGAAUUGAAUGACGUGAUAUUAAAAAAUGACUUUUUUUAUAAUUUGACAGCAGCUAUUGAUUACAAAGGUGUGCCAAAAAGUAUAUUAGGACCAGAAAUAUUUUGUAAAGUAAGAUGUAGAGAGAAAUUUUACAGACAGACAUUGUCAACAAUUCCAUUGGAGAAAAGCUUGAUGUUUAACAUUUUAAAAAUGGCUGAUUAUAAGAACUCAGUUGAAAAAUUUAUAAAACAAACAUCAGGAUAUGAUUUAUGUAUUAAACAAAAUUAUUCUCAAACGGAAUGUUUAGCAAAAUCAACUAAAGUAUCUUAUCAGAAUUUAAUUCAAUUGCACAUUCAACAAGACAUUGCAAAAGGAGCAAUUAUAGAAAGAGAUACGCCUCAAUUCUCAAUCGGAGAUUUCUUAGCAAAAUUAGCGGCAGCUGUAAAUUUCUGGUGUGGAUUCUCAGUAAUAGUCGGAUUUGAAAUAAUAGAUUUUGUCUUACAAGUUUGUUAUUCCCUUUGCUCAGAUCGUAAGAAAAAAACUCCAGUUAACAAUUAUCAAUUAACCUGAAAGAUUUACAUAUAUAUGAAUAUACUG
Molecule: messenger RNA, 1832 nt
Organism: Dimorphilus gyrociliatus
Lineage: Eukaryota; Metazoa; Annelida; Polychaeta; Dinophilidae
Source: the annotation of a GenBank genome assembly